AUGCGGAGGGCGUCGCCUUCGCCGCUGGCGGUCUUUGCCGCCAUGGUCGUGGUGUUUCUGCCUGCCCCUAUUCCUCAGGAUGCCUCCCCGCUUGGCCACGCCUUCCUUCUCUCUUCUCGACAGAUGAACAAAAGAGAGAGCUAUGGUCACUUGCCAUAUCAGGGGUGGAAACCAUGCUUAAAGCCCUCAAUUUCUCACGCAUUACCUCUGGAACCAAGUGGAUACAUCCAAGUAGUAUUUCUUGAUGGUGGAUUGAACCAGCAAAAGAAUGGGAUAUGUGAUGCCGUUGCAGUUGCAAAGAUUCUUAAUGCUACUCUUGUGGUCCCACAUUUUAAAGAUAUGGCUGCACAUUCUGCCUGUAACUUGGGAGGUGGCAGAGCUGAACAGCUAGCUCUUGCUAAGUACAGGCAAGUAUAUGGUGGAGAAGCCAGGAUCUCAAGCUUGCGCAAACUAUUUCCAUUGAUGGAGGACAAGAGGAGCCUUGCAUCUGAAGAUGAACUUGCUAGUGUUGAAGGGAAGGCUUCUGUUCUAGCAGCUCUUGACUAUUAUAUCAGCAUGCACAGCGAUAUUUUCAUCUCCGCAUCUCCUGGAAAUACGCACAAUGCUUUGUUGGCUCACCGAACCUAUGAGAACUUGAAGACCAUAAGGCCAAACAUGGCAUUGCUUGGCCGCAUCUUUGUGAACAAGAGCAUGGAGUGGCCAGAGUUUCAGCAGGUUGUACAGGCAGGACACAAAGGAAGAUACGGGCAAAUCCGGCUGAGAAAGGCAACGCAAUCCAUCUAUACUUAUCCUGCACCUGAUUUUUUGAUUCUGGCGUCCAUCUCCCACAUGGCUCCUCUGAACCGGUAG
Molecule: messenger RNA, 849 nt
Organism: Miscanthus lutarioriparius
Lineage: Eukaryota; Viridiplantae; Streptophyta; Magnoliopsida; Poales; Poaceae
Source: the annotation of a GenBank genome assembly